AUUACACCAAGAGGACUUCACACGUGCCUGUCUCCGCCAGCACGGGCCACCACUGGCACUUUCCUGGCUCAGCAGAAAGAGCCGACGAUGGAGCCGCUUCCCCGCGGCCCCGGCCGUGCCGCCUGGCCGCUGACCUGCCUGGUGCUGCUCUCCCUGUACGGCUGGCCAGGUGCGGGUGCCCAGGUGAGUCCGGACUUCGAGCUGCAGCAGCCCCAGGACAAGGUGUCGGUGGCAGCGGGGGAGACGCUCACCCUGACCUGCACCACGUCUGCAGCCGGUCCCCUCGGCCCCGUGAAGUGGCUGAAGGGCUGGGGCGAUGGGAACGAGACAGUUUAUGACCAGGCGGUUACCGUCCCCCGCGUGACGCGGAUAGUGAGUCAGUCCAACACAGACUUCAGCAUCCACAUCAGGGAUGUUCGCCCCGAGGAUGCCGGCACCUAUUACUGCGUGAAGUUCGACAAACGGGUGGUCAGUCUUGAUGUGUUUCGACGUGGAAAGGGCACGGUGGUGUCCGUGCACGCCAAACCCACCCCCCCAGUUGUGUCUGGACCCGACAACAGAACGGGGCUGGGGCAACGGGUGCCUUUCACCUGCACGGCCGGAGGGUUCUUCCCCAAAGAGAUUGAUGUGAAAUGGUUCAAGGACAAGGACCGGAUCUCAGUUCAGCCACCCAGUAUCACCCUUGGGCAGACGAAAUCCUCCUACGACAUGUCCAGCACUGCGGUGGUGACACUGCAGAAGGACGAUGUCCGCUCGCAGCUCAUCUGUGAGGUGCAGCACUCCACGCUGACGGCCCCGCUGAGGGGGAUGUACCAGCUCAGGAAAGCCCUGCGAGUUUCCCCCAAAGUCAGCGUGGUCGCUGGCGUGCCGAGCCCCGUUGAGGUGAACAAGACCAUGAACUUCUCCUGCUACGUGGAGGGGUUUUACCCAGGAGAUGUGGCCGUCACCUGGCUGGAGAACGGGAUGGAGAUAAAGGUGGAGAACAUCUCCCAGCUGGUGGAGACCCCCCAGGGCUUGUUUGAGCUGAGGAGCCUGGUGGAGGUCCAAGCGACGGAGGAGAAGAACGGGUCCGUGUUCACCUGCCGAGUGGUGCACGAUGCCCGGGGCCCCAUCGACAGCACGGCCACCCUGUGGAUCACUGUUGCAGCCAAGGGGGAAUUGAGCGACAGGACCCUGACAGAUAACGACCAUUUGCUCCUCAUCUAUAUCGUGGUGGGAGUGGUCUGCACUGUGCUGGCACUGCUGGUGGCUGCAAUUCUUUACCUCAUCCGAGCAAAACAGAGCAAGGGUAAAAGCUCACCAUCUGCUAGGUUACAUGAGCCGGAGAAGAGCAGCGAGGCCACUACCCAGGAAUCCGACCCCAACAACCUGACCUACGCGGACCUGAACUUCGACAGAGAGAGGAAGACCAUCCGCCGGAUGGUGGAGAUGAGCCAGCAGUCGGAGUACGCCUGCAUCCAGACGAACCGGGGGCCCACCGGCGAUGACAACCUCACCUACGCCGACCUGGACAUGGUACACCUCAGCAAGGCACCCAGGCGACCGGCCCCUCAACCUGAGGAGGCCGGCUCCGAGUACGCCAGCGUCCAGAUCCCGAGGAAGUGAGCAGGGCUGCAGCGGCUGCUGGGACCCCCCCCACCUCGCGGGGAGCUGCUCCGCUCCUCCCCAGGAGGAUUUUCUUGGAAGCACCGAGAGCGAUGUGAAGAUGCGCUGCGGUACCCGCGUUUUGGGAUGGAAAUGGAGCCCGCGAUACUGUGGGGGGGUCGGCUCCCAUCCGCAGAGACCCAAUUUUGCAGGGCAGCUUGGUCCCGGGGCUGCCGGCUCCAUCCAUUCGGGAUCCCCCCGCAGCCACGGGGGCUGCUCAGCCUCGGUGUGCCGGGUUUGCCCGCGAGCAGGUUAAGCCAGCGGAGCAGCGGCUCCUCGGGAAGCUCCGGCCGGACUGCGAGGAUGGGGACGGUGCCUCCAUGCCCGGCUCCCAUGGGGAUGCCGCUGCCCGGCCAGGCUUGCACGGCUUCCCGCAGCUGCCCUGACCCCACAGAGACUGGCCGGGGCCCCCGCGCUGCCUUCUGGGGCUCUCUGCCACCGGCACCUGGAAAACAAACUCUGGCUUUAAAGGAAGGACCUAAGCGUCCACCUCUCUUCCCAAGUGUCCCUUCUGCAGGACCUCGGUCUUGCACCAAGGCCAAUGAGGCUGGGAAGGCCGGCGAGCCGAGCCCCCCCUUGCUGCAGGCUUUCCCCCAUCCUGCCACCCAGGGCGGCUCCUGGUACAGCUCCCUGGCACUGAGCAUCCUCCUCCUCAUCUUCAUCUGCACAGCCUUGCCCCGUGCCGGGACGCACCAGCGCUGCCCCAAGCUUGUACAAAGCGUGCGGCUCCACGCCGGCCGGGCUGCGGGUGCCCCCGCCAGCCUGGCCCCCCUGGGAGCUCCCCGCAGGUACCGUGUAACAUGUUUUGACUGUUUGACAUGUAACUGUUAAUUUUUAGAGCUAAAACCCAAUGUUUCGUGUUGUACGUGGGUGUACUGCUGUGUACUUAACACUAGAAUAAGAAGUGCAAAAUUAAGACCGAGGCCUCAGUAACGACCCCUCAACCCCGUGGAGAGACUUACAUGACCCCCCCCCAGCUCUGCCUUUGGGGCUGGGUGGGCUUCCCCCAGCCCACCCAUGGGGACAAGUGUCUUC
Haliaeetus leucocephalus (bald eagle) is the source of this 2679-nucleotide messenger RNA. It is a transcript of the gene SIRPA, whose product is annotated as signal-regulatory protein alpha. NCBI's taxonomy places the organism in Eukaryota, Metazoa, Chordata, Aves, Accipitriformes, Accipitridae. The transcript has 9 exons. The coding region runs from base 88 to 1605 and encodes 505 amino acids. Gene Ontology annotation, cellular component: plasma membrane. The record is from RefSeq and is a predicted model, not a curated record.